AAGAAAUCUAAUUGCACGUGCAAAUGCUGCGCGUGCAAUUUUUUGAACUGAUUUGAAAAAAUAAAUCUUUCACGAGAAUUAGCGAUAUGGAUGAUCAAGAAUUACAAGCUUUUCUUCUAAACGUUAUUGCAAUUUUGCUGCUGUUUACAGCUAUUCAACCUCCGAUUUAUGAAGAGGCAAUUUUGCCUCUAAAUCGACGUUUAAUGCCAAAUUUCCACGGUCAUGGGUUUAAUGGUAGAGAUGUUUAUACUAUGAUAUCUAGCCAACCCUGGUUGUUUUGGAGGAACACUGGGGAGACAUUACAUUCAUUCCAGCAGCUGGUAACAGACCUGUCGCCAAUAUUGAUAAGACAAACAGUUCAUGGACAGCCACGGGUGCGGCAACGCCGUCAAAUCAUCAACUUUGCUAACCAAAUACUACUCGUCCUCAUGUGGCUGAGAAAGUACCUUCAUGUAGAUAACUUGGCUCUUUGGUUUAAUAUCGAUCCAGCAUCUGUAGUCCGCAUCAUAUACAAAGUUGUACCGGAAUUCUGGCAAUAUUUUCAGAAUCAAAUUAGUUGGCCCAACUUACAAGAAUGGAACAAUCUUGCAGGUAACUGGCCUGAAUUUCCUCAUGUAGUUGGAGCAAUAGACAGUACUCCCCAUGAGAUAUAUCGCCCAAUAACAGAGCCUCAAAGGUUGUUCUACAGUGGCCAUCGUCACUAUCACUGUAUUCACACUCAGCUCGUCAUUGAUAAUCAAGGUAACUUGAGGUUUGUUCAAGCAGGUUUCCUUGGUAGCACACAUGACGCUACAUCUUACCGGCUUAUGACACCAAUUGGACCUGGGCGUCCUUUAGCUCUCCCUCCUGGAUUAAAGCUCUUGGCAGACAAAGCCUACCCAGAUGGUGGUCCACUUAUCACAACCGUCAGGGCAAAUCAAGUUUUCAAAGAGAUAAAAACUUAUAAGUGUAUCAGCACCAUAUGGAGACAUCCAAGGUGGUUACUCCCUCCAGUCGUUGAGCUUGUGGCAUUUUUGGCCGAAAGACGUGUCAAACUUUUUGAAAGUAUUUGAAACUUAGCUUGUAUUAGAUGCUUCAUGGUUCUGUGCUAUGAUAGAAAUUAUAACAAGGUUUGGCACGAAGACUGAAGCAUGUUAAGUCGAUCUAAUCGGAACAUGAAAUGUUCUUGUUUUGUUGUGAUGUAAUCAUAAUAUGAUUAA
This is a messenger RNA of Exaiptasia diaphana, 1199 nucleotides long. RefSeq lists its product as uncharacterized. The record is from RefSeq and is a predicted model, not a curated record. The coding region runs from base 87 to 1052 and encodes 321 amino acids. The transcript has 2 exons. NCBI's taxonomy places the organism in Eukaryota, Metazoa, Cnidaria, Anthozoa, Actiniaria, Aiptasiidae.